Molecule: messenger RNA, 2906 nt
Organism: Haplochromis burtoni (Burton's mouthbrooder)
Lineage: Eukaryota; Metazoa; Chordata; Actinopteri; Cichliformes; Cichlidae
Product: AN1-type zinc finger protein 3
Exons: 6
Coding region: 296-1012 (238 amino acids)
Molecular function (GO): zinc ion binding; DNA binding
Source: RefSeq, a predicted model, not a curated record
CAGUGGUUCGUUCCUCACUCCAGCUGAUCGGCCCAGGAUCCCCGGUGGUUCCGUCCGUUGCUGGCUUUGACGGCCCCAGCGUCUUAACGUCGACUUCAACUACUUUAAUUUGACGGACUAGGUGGCUGCUUGUGUCGUCAAAUUGUCCACCCUACACUGAAACUCGGAAGAAUUAUCUGGGCAGAGUGACGGUUGUAUGCUUAUCAAAGCCAAGGGGAUCUAAACGCAAAUACGAGGCCCUCACUCCAUCCACGGAUUCACCUGCUACACCGACAGCUUGACACGGGAGACAGACAUGGGCGACACGGGGAGCGAGGGCAGCAAGCCUCCGAGUAACGUUAACGUUAUACCCCCUCGCUGCCCCUGUGGGUUCUGGGGGUCAAGCAAAACCAUGAAUCUCUGCUCAAAAUGUUUUGCAGACACUCAAAAGAAACAGCCAAACGACGACUGUGCUCCAAAGGCCUCUUCAAACUCUAACACCAGUCAAGCAGACAUGUUCUGUAAUGAAACAAACAACAGCAUUAGUCAGUCCCUCAUAUCAGACGACCCUUUGCCCGGAGAGAUAGGAGUGACAUCUCUACCUGUUCAGGACGGAGCAUCCAGCAACGACACAGUCUUGGGUUCAUUCUCCACUCCGACAAAACGUACAUUUGAGUCAGCCUCAGAUUCAGAAAGUGAUGUUUCACCUGAGAAGCGAGCGAGAGUAGGUGGGAUCCCAGAGGGUGAGGAGUCUUCAUCAUCAUCAUCGUCUUCAUCCUCGUCUCGCAGUGGCUCUAAACAGCGGAGCCGUAAGCGUUGCCAUCGCUGCCAAACCAAACUGGAGCUGGUACAGCAAGAGCUGGGUUCCUGUCGCUGUGGUUAUGUCUUCUGUAUGCUCCAUCGGCUUCCAGAGCAGCACGAGUGUCUGUUUGACCACAUGGGCCGUGGACGUCAGGACGCCGUCCUCAAAAUGGUUAAGCUAGACCGCAAGGUGGGCCGCUCAUGCCAGCGCAUCGGGGAAGAGUGCUCUUGAAUAGUCGUUCCCUCAGAAGAAUCUUUAACAGGGAUAUUAUUUUCUUGUCUUUUUUUUUUUCCUCGAGAUUUUUGCUUUUUUUUUUUUUUUUUUUUUUUGUGAGAGUGGAGAUACAAACCUCCACCUUUUUUCUCUUAAAACUAUGCUUGCUCUUUUUGAAUUCCACUAUCGCCUAUCUUGGUUGUUUUCUGCUUUUGUUGGCUUGAUUAUAUCCCUGCUGCCUUUUGGAAAAAAACAAACCAAGGAAAGACAAAACAAUAAAGAGCAAAGGAAAUAUACAGUUUGUUCCCUUUUGUUGCAAACUCUCGACUUCAUAAAAAUGAAUCGAGUAAGAUGACAUAAAUAAGACAAGAAAUGCAAUGCUUUAUACAAGUGUAUUUCUUGGAAGCCAGACUUUACUCUUUACCUCAGAAAAGGAAAGGAAGAAACUGAGGAGGAGGAGGAGAAAGAAAAGGUUAUCUUUCAUGUACUCCUUGGCUUUGGCGCUGUUUAUAGACUGUGCUCUUUACCUCAAAAUCAGACCAGAGCUGCUUUGUACUCUGCGCCAAGCACGGACUUUGUGAAACAAACGAGCAAGCGAGCCUCAGUUUAAUUCAGUGUCUUACCCCCCCUGGCCAUCGAUCACCCAUAACCCUUAACCUCUAGAAACACAAACGCCUGUUAAAAUCAUCCACCUCAGGAUACUGAAGCUCAGUCUUCCCUUCUCCCAUCAACUUCCAUCCUUCUCUCCUACUCUACACAACACAAUUUUCUCCAUUCAUUUAGGAUUCUGUGAGGCUGUUUCUGCCACUGUGGAUGAUAAAACUGUUGGUGGAAGUCUAAGUCCAUAUAUUCAGAACUUGCAGGCUGUCUUGGACUCAGACACACACAGUGGUGGUGGGAACCGUAAACCGUUUGUCCUUGAAUAACUGAGACCUGUCUUCAGUGUCAGGAUGUGACUGAGGAAGACUUGAAGAUUUUGUCUUCCUCUUUUUGUCUCUCUUAUCUCUUUAUUAUGUGCAAACCUUCCACAUAAAGACGUUUCCUCUUCACAUCCAUAAUCUUUUUCAGGAUGUGUACAAACUUCAGCACGACAAAAUUUACAGGAUGUGAGGGAUAAAGCGUUCUUAUGAUUUGGACUUGGACCUGGAAUGUCUGCAUUGUUACACAUUACUGUACUUUUGCUAUCAUACACAGUUUGACUCUGGUGAUAUUUUAUGCGCUCAGCUGUUGUUCACAUUGAGCACAAACAGGUAAAAAUCUAACGUUGCUGUAUACAUAAUUUGAUCUGAAGCUGCAGUAGCAGUUUCUGAUGGCAGUCUGGGUCUCAUCAUGUUUUUUAGUUAUCUUUGUUCCCAGCUUUGAAGCAAGAUUUUGUAUGGGGGUAUUUGAUUCCUUUUUACCAGUACUUUAAUAUCCCUUACUAUAAGUUGCGAUUUCUAGCUAGCAUGAUGAGAUCACAUGCAUUCUCCUCUUCCUGUGCUUUUCUUUGGUUUUCUCAUCUUUCCCUGUAUUGAUUGCUCUAUUUUCUCUCGUUUAAUUCGUUCUCCUUCUUUCUUGUUGCGCUGUAGAUGGAGGGCAUAGGGCUGGAGUCAGUGUGCUGAAAGUUAAAUUCAGUAAAUAAUUACCUUCCAAAGGUUUUCCAGAUGGAGUGUAGAAAAAAUGAAAAGAGAAUGCGUAAUGAAUGAAUAUUUGGUAUCCUAAAUAAAAAAACUUAUUUAACCUUGUUAACAUUUUGCAUUUCAAACUUACACCGAAGUUUAGAGCUGAAUUUUCUUUUGGUUGUUAAGAUAUCAAGUGAGAAGGUCACUUGUGUAAAAUUCUAUAAUUUUUCUUUUGCUUUACCGCUUGCUUCUCCUCUUCACCCUUUUUUUGUUUUAUUGAAGAAGAAUAAACUGGAUUAGACAAAAAUAAA